AUGGGGACCAGGGUGUGCUAUGUCACUUGGUCCCGCCCCCUCCAGGUAGUGCAGGAGGCGGUGGAACACGAGAAGAACGUGAGUACCAAGAGCACACCAAUCUACCUGGUAAAGGAGGCCGACCAGUUCAUUGGAGAGGAGUCGUCUACAGCCGGGGAGAAAUGCAUCCUCACAGACAGCCCCUCCUGGUUCAUUGGAGAGGAGUCGUCUACAGGGAGAAAUGCAUCCUCACAGACAGCCCCUCCUGGUUCAUUGGAGAGGAGUCGUCUACAGGGAGAAAUGCAUCCUCACAGACAGCCCCUCCUGGUUCAUUGGAGAGGAGUCGUCUACAGGGAGAAAUGCAUCCUCACAGACAGCCCCUCCUGGUUCAUAGACCAUAUCGAUGGCACCUCCACGGGGGCGGCUGAGGCCUACUACCAGUAUGGGCUGCACUGCUGGGACAUCGCCGCCGCUACUGUUGUCAUCCGAGAGGCCGGGGGAGUUGUAGAACCCCCACAGGGGGUCUUCUCGACCUCAUGUCCUGAAGUGGUUGCUGCAGGAACCCACAACAUGGCCAGUUACAUCGUCCAGCAACUGCUGCCAAUCGGCUACGAGUGGGAUGACAGUGACCCUGGUUUGCAAAAGUAA
Oncorhynchus tshawytscha (Chinook salmon) is the source of this 627-nucleotide messenger RNA. Its product is annotated as inositol monophosphatase 1-like. Gene Ontology annotation, molecular function: inositol monophosphate 1-phosphatase activity. Bases 1 to 627 code for a protein of 208 amino acids. Gene Ontology annotation, biological process: inositol metabolic process; signal transduction; phosphatidylinositol phosphate biosynthetic process. Lineage: Eukaryota; Metazoa; Chordata; Actinopteri; Salmoniformes; Salmonidae. The record is from RefSeq and is a predicted model, not a curated record. The transcript has 5 exons.